AUGUUUCGAGUGGGGUCCGGAGGACUGAUACGAGCUUCAGAUGAGAACUGUGAGCGGUUGAAGGGGCUCAUCGAGCGUUCUGUAGAACAGAAUAACUUGGAGACUGCGGAGUUCCUGGCGGAGCUGCUGUGCAGCGAAACGGGACGGCUGGCUCGAGGAGCGCGCGAGCGUUUAGAGGCUGCGUACCAAUACGGACUGGUUCUGUACUUGCGUGGUGACUUUAAAAGCGCCCAGGAUGUUGUGCGGCCGUUCAAGUGCGAAAGCAUGCUGUGCGCGUACGUUUUGGCGCGAUGUGCGUUGAAGCUAGACCAGAGCUCAUGGCACGAAGGUGCUCGAGCAUUGGAAGCACUUGCUGAGACGUACUCAAUUCAAAACGCCGAGCCGCAGUUUGGGAUGCCCGAGGAGGCCACAGUGUUCUCGGUCCUGGGCCAGCUGUAUGCCAAGAUGGGUAAGAUCAAAGAGAGUUGUGCUGCUCAUUCUCGGGCACUCGAGCUCGACAGCUAUCUGUGGGAGUCUUUCAAGGCGCUAUGCGACAUGCGCGCGAAUGUAAGAGUUGGGAAGCUAUACAAAACAGCGGCGGGCAGCCCGAAAACCCAGCCCGCGCAGCAGCAUCGCAAUCGCAAAGGCCUCGUCCUCAAGCCUCACACACCGUUCAAGGUGCCUGCUUUUGAUUCCAAAAGGCGGGCGUACCAGGCUCAGCCGGCAUCAGCUAUGCGGCAUAGGCCGCCGGCGCCCACAAGCUCGCUCCUGAAGACAACAAAUGGAGCUGGUGUCACAGCCACCCCCACAUCUUCCUUCUCAAAGUCCAAGCUACUGUCCACACCCCCUUCUCAGUUCUCAAUAUCAGAGAAACCUGUGACUCCCGAAGACAUAGAAAAUAAUCUAGUGAGCGCCCAAGCUCUAGGAUUAGACGCUAUAUUCUAUGCCCUAGCCAAGUCAUACAAAUCUGCAUGCCGAUACGACUGUUACAAGGCGGUUCGCAUUUUGAAUGAGCUUCCACAGCAUAUUUUGACUGCAAUGCCUUGGGUAUUGUCGGCCUUGGGUAAGCUUCAUUUUGAGCUGGUCAAUUACGAAAUGUCUAAGAAAUACUUUGCAGCCCUGAGAGAGCUGCAGCCCUUUAGAAUUCCAGAUAUGGAGAUAUUCUCGACUUUGCUUUGGCACUUGAAUGACACUACAGGGCUUUCCCAUCUGUGCCAUGAAUUGCUUGAGGUUAAUCGCUUAGCGCCAGAAACGUGGUGUUGCAUUGGGAACCUCUUUUCCUUGAAAAAGGACCACGAAGAAUCUAUUAAAGCUUUUCAGAGAAGCACUCAGCUUGACCCUUCAUUUACUUACGCAUACACCUUACAAGGUCAUGAAUAUUCCAGCAAUGACGCGUUUGAUACCGCUAUGACGUGCUACCGGAAGGCGUUAGGUUCAAACCCUCAACAUUACAAUGCACAUUAUGGUCUGGGUAUGUGUUGUUUGAAGCUAGGGCAAUAUGAAGAAUGUCUCUUACAUUUUGAAAAAGCCAGAAGCAUCAAUCCUGUAAAUGUUAUCCUCAUUUGCUGUUGCGGAGUAGCACUCGAGAAGCUAUCGCAUCAAGAAAAAGCAUUGCAGUAUUAUGACUUAGCAUGCGAAUUACAGCCUGUAUCCUCAUUGGCGCUCUUUAAAAGAGCACAGCUGCUGCUUGCAAUGGGUAAAUACAAUUUUGCAUUAGAGAACUUCGAAAAAUUGGUCACAAUAGCACCAGAUGAGGCAACAAUACAUUUUCUACUGGGUCAACUUUACCAGAUAGUUGGAAGAAAACAGGACGCGGUUAAGGAACUAACGAUUGCAAUGAAUUUGGAUCCCAAAGGGAGCCAACUGAUCAAAUCAGCCUUAGAAAAAUGCCACCAACUAGACUAA
Messenger RNA from Lachancea thermotolerans CBS 6340, 1884 nucleotides. It is a transcript of the gene CDC27, whose product is annotated as anaphase promoting complex subunit CDC27. The coding region runs from base 1 to 1884 and encodes 627 amino acids. The transcript has a single exon. NCBI's taxonomy places the organism in Eukaryota, Fungi, Ascomycota, Saccharomycetes, Saccharomycetales, Saccharomycetaceae. The record is from RefSeq and is a predicted model, not a curated record. Gene Ontology annotation, molecular function: protein binding. Gene Ontology annotation, biological process: cell division.